Messenger RNA from Bombus pyrosoma, 2399 nucleotides. RefSeq names its product mitochondrial coenzyme A transporter SLC25A42 (gene DPCoAC). The transcript is spliced from 6 exons. The coding region runs from base 386 to 1402 and encodes 338 amino acids. The record is from RefSeq and is a predicted model, not a curated record. Gene Ontology annotation, biological process: transmembrane transport. Lineage: Eukaryota; Metazoa; Arthropoda; Insecta; Hymenoptera; Apidae.
CGACUUUAAAUGGCUGAUCCAACUUCUAUAAUGCAAUUUCAAUGUUGGUAGUCGACUACAGAACACUAUAAAUGCCUAUCUCUGGCAAGUCUAACUGAUAACAUAUCUAACGCUUUACAAUCGCGUUUUCUUGGGCAUUUAUUACCAGUACCAAUGAAAACACAAAAACAUCGUCGAGAUUAAUCGUUCAGAAACCAGAGGGCUAACGAAUUUAAAUCUUCGUUAAAUUGUGACAACAAUGGAUAAUUUGUUUCGAAGCGUGUUAAGAUUCUGCAGAAAUACCCUUUAAUAAAGCAAUUUAAGUAAAAUCAUCAACAUUAUAAGGGAAUGUACUUAAGAAAUUUGUUCUAUCAACUAUAGCCAAACAGUUAUUGAAGGAGUAUAAAUGUCUGUUUUGUCAAACUCAACAAAGCAAGUGUUACAAAGUCCAUCACCCCUUUCAAUGGAAGAACAAGAUGUACAUACAACAAAGAAACAAGAAAAAAAGGUUGGGAGCGAUGGUAUAUCAAAUACACAAAGAGUAUGGACAAGUUUGGUAUCAGGUGCUAUUGCAGGAGCAUUAGCAAAAACGACAAUAGCACCUCUAGAUCGCACGAAAAUAAACUUCCAAAUCUCAAAUCAACCAUUUUCGGCAAAAGCGGCAGUCAGAUUUUUAAUAAAUACUCUUAAAACAGAAGGUUUAUUAAGUUUGUGGCGUGGGAAUAGUGCAACUAUGGUUAGAAUAGUUCCAUAUUCUGCUGUUCAAUUCACAGCCCAUGAGCAAUGGAAAAGGAUUCUGGGAAUAAAUGGGUCGGAAAGAGAAAAACCUGGACUAAACUUUCUUGCUGGUUCAUUAGCGGGUAUAACAUCACAAGGCACAACUUACCCCCUGGAUUUGAUGAGAGCAAGAAUGGCUGUGACACAAAAGGCUGAAUAUAAAACAUUGCGACAAAUUUUUGUACGCAUUUACGUGGAAGAAGGAAUAUUGGCCUAUUACCGUGGCUUUACUGCAACGUUACUUGGUGUCAUUCCUUAUGCUGGUUGCAGUUUCUUCACCUAUGAUCUACUCAGGAACUUAUUAAAUGUGCACACGGUGGCUAUUCCUGGCUUCUCAACAUCACUGAUUUGCGGCGCCAUUGCCGGAAUGGUUGCUCAGACUAGCAGCUACCCUUUGGACAUCGUACGGAGAAGAAUGCAGACCUCAGCAAUCCAUGGCCCGAUAAAUAGCCAGCAUUAUCACACAAUUACCUCAACUGUCACAAAAAUUUACAAAGAAGAAGGUAUAAUGGCCUUCUAUAAAGGAUUGAGCAUGAAUUGGGUGAAAGGCCCAAUUGCUGUAGGAAUUAGUUUUGCAACACAUGAUUCAAUCCGUGAUGCGUUAAGAAAACUCAUAAUUUCCCAAAAUACUUCAUCAAAAACAUAAAAAGCAACAAAAGUAGCUAAUUAUAUAUUAACAUAGGGCAUCUAAUUAGAGAAACAAGUAAAUAUAUUUUUAUCUGCUAAACAGCUCUUUGAAAUACAGAAUUUGUGGUAGACUUGCGCUCAAACUUUGUUAUAAUAUUCUAUUGUUAAUAACAGUUAUGUACUAAUAGAGUUUGUACAGAAAUCUGUCAAAUAUCUUGUGUACACGUAUAUAUUUAUGAUCAUGUAAAAGAAUUGUAAAAUAUAUCAAAGAACAUAUUCGAAAAACAGAGAAUGCUAGUACAAAUUGUUAAUAUAGAUAUUGUUAACUGAAGUGUUAUAAAAACUGUUAAACUACUAAAAAUGCAUGUCUCAUAUAGAUAUAUAUCAUAAAUCAUUAAAAAAUGGGAUCAUAUAUUACGCAAGUAUUAACAUUUAGUUUAUUUGCAAUAUGAGUAUUAUAUCUGCAUGACAUAAAUAGCGUCAAUGCAAAUGCCCUAACAAGUUUGUUCUUUUAUCUAUAAUAAAAAGAAUAAAUGUAUUUUUUUCCAAUUUCAACAAUUAUACAAAUAACUUUAAGAAAUACAACAAACAUCUACAUUUUUUCGCAUUAAACUAUAGAUAUGUGUAAUACGUACAAUCGUUAAUGUAAUAGUAAAUGAAUGAUAACUCUAUUAACUAAAUAGUAAUACAUACUAAAUUAGUAUAGUAUUGCAGCAUUCUAUUAACAUCAACUAAGUUCUGACAAUAAUUUCGUAAAUAUAAUGUGCAAUAUAUACGUAUGUGUAUUAAUAAAUAGCACAAUUAUUUAUAAAGGAGCAAAUUAAUAAAAAAAUUAUUUGUACCUCAUGUCUCUUUUACAAAAUGAUUUAUAAUUAUCUUGUAUGUUCAUACUGAUCCAACUUAUUUUAAUACUAUGUACAUCUAGCUUGAAGUGUGCUGUAUACUAUAAAACACUGUUGUUUGAUUUAAUCUUAAUGGCUUAAUAAAAUCAGUUUAAGAACUACGUUUUUCUUUAA